Messenger RNA from Didymodactylos carnosus, 666 nucleotides. Lineage: Eukaryota; Metazoa; Rotifera; Eurotatoria; Philodinida; Philodinidae. The record is from the annotation of a GenBank genome assembly.
AUGGAUCUCACUGCGGCCGAAACAAGUCAAAUGUACCAGAUCCGGAUCCUAUCUGACAAUCAAUUGAAUGUUUCGUAUGUAAGUUUACUUAGUAGUGCGCGUUGGGGCCUAUAUCUCGCUGAUAAACCGAUACAGACAACUCGAAAUUCUCUAGAAAUGAGACUGAUCAGAAAUUUUAAUAGUCAAAAUACAGCACAGUCAAUAAAACUUUUUGAUCAACAACCACAUCAACAAUCAGGAGCAGUUGUUGUAACAACAGCUGUUCGUCAAUACUCUCAGCAAAUAAUAAAACGUGGUAAACAACAAAAAUAUUCCACCACCUAUAUCUCAAGUAGAUACGACAUUGAAGAAUGGUGUCAGCGGAAAGUAGAACAAAAAAUUGAAAAAUUAGAUAAAGAAAAGCGUCAACGAUUAGAUAAUUUACACGAGGACUUAAAUAAAUGCAAAGAAGAUAUAAUAAAAAGUUCAGAACAUAAAUUGGGGGCUUUGAAUCACCGAGUACAACAAACAAAAUUGUUUAUUUUUCAACAAGCUCUAGAAGCAGCUAAUAUUAAAAUGAAUAAAUUACACAAAGAAGUACAAGAUGUUUCAGUUGAUGAUCGACUACAUCAAAUGCAGAGUACAGUUGAUACAAAUAUAAAAACUAAUAGUAAAACAUCUGGAUGA